UCAUGCUUUCCACUUCAUUGAGAAGCCAUUCUCUGUAAUUCUCAGGUCUUCUGUGUUCUUCAUUUUCUCCUUCAACUAGUUACACACUGUUCAUUACCAGAGAUGAUUAUGAGGAUGCUAUCAUGUAUCUUCGUUCUAUUGGGAGCGAUUUUGACUGACCUUCCUGCUCACGGUCUGAGUUUCAGUACUUGUGAAAGAGAUGCAGAUGCUGAGCAACAAAAAUAUAAUGUUUCUGCAGUAUCCCUGUUGCAAAAUGAGACUCAUGAUGAUGUUGGUGAGAAGCCUCUACUUCCUGCCGAAGAUGGAGACAAUUUUCACAGCCUCGAGCAAAGCAGUCUUCCGAGCGGAUAUGGUAAGCUGAUUUCAGCUUAUAUAGUGAGCCAUAUGCAAGUCGAUGAUUGUAGUGUCUACUGUGAGGGUUUGAGGAAUGGAGUCGUUGUCAGACGGUUUCCAAUUGUCUGGCUAUCACCUCAACAGGACAAUAUUUGGCAUAUUAUAGAGUUUGAUACGAAAACUUCCCCCAAUGAACUCACCUGCUCCUUCGGGUGGACAGACAAAGUAUUGCUUUAUAAACUUUACCAGGAGACUCCUCACCACGACCAAGAAGCGAACUCAAAAUGGUUACUGGACGAAAGGGGUCUUUUUUAUUAUAAGGUUCCCAUUGGUUAUGUCAUUGUGAAACCAUGGGUCUAAGUCUAGUGAAGGUUCUAGUCUUCAAGUUAGUAGUCAGUAGUACAGCCUCAUUAACAGAUGCGUUCAUAACUCACUUACAGGCUUAUAUUUCAUCGGAUUUCGACAGAUUUGUCGAAAUCCGGCUAAGCUGUGGCAAAAACGUAAGUGUAUGCAGAAAUGGUCACUAACUUGCCAAGACUGUUUCUCAAAGGGGAUAUUCGAAUGGAGAUUUUAUUUGAGGUUUCAGAUGGAUAUAUUACUUGCUGAUUCUAGUACAUGGCACGUUAGUGUCCAGGAUAAGCUUUAUGGAUUUCCUUUUAAUCAAAUAACCAGGAAACAUAUUGUAAGUAUGAUCGCCGUUGACAAGAUCAUAGUCAAUGUCUCCACGAGUUGAAGCUAACCAGUGAAUCAACUACAGAGACAAUGGCCUUUUCUCACAGUUCCUAUGGUCCAUAGCGCAAGAUAAACACAUCUUUGUUGAGCUCCUUUGUAUGCCGAACUCAUGGUCUUUGUUAUACUUCU
Molecule: messenger RNA, 1194 nt
Organism: Marchantia polymorpha subsp. ruderalis
Lineage: Eukaryota; Viridiplantae; Streptophyta; Marchantiopsida; Marchantiales; Marchantiaceae
Source: the annotation of a GenBank genome assembly